AACCUUAUACGGAAGUUUUCUUUACUUUUGGACAGUAUAUUGAAGUGUGAGACACCGGGAAGGUUCCCACAUCCAGAGGACUGUGGCAGCUAUGUGCACUGUAUACCAGAAGGUGGCAAUGGUCAGCUCACUACGAGGGAAAAACAUUGUUUCGGCUUUCCCUAUUCCCCGGACGAGCGUCGCUGUGUUUCCCAUGAUCAGCAGCCAGGUUGCACCACUAUGGGAUUAAGGGACAUAAUUCCAGUUCCAGCUCUUCAGUUCCUAUGUGAAGAAGGCAAAACCCUCGCUGGCUGCUACAACUGUAAGACAGCUUACGAAUGCAUUAAUGGCAUCCCCUAUAUCGACGUCUGUGCAGAUACUGAAGCGUGUACCGAUAAUAUUAAUUUUGGUGGAGGGGCGUGUCUGCCGUAUGACUUUGUAAUAGAGUUUAAAACAUGCGAGUGUGAGAAGACAGGAUUAAUGGCCGAUAGUUACAACGAAACGUUUUACAUUUAUUGUGAAGUAACUAACGAUCAUACAACUAUGGAUCUGUAUCAAUGCGAUAACGGGAAGUUGUUCUCAUCUACUAGUCUUACAUGCGAGGAGCCUCAGCCCCCUGUAGUCCCGGAUAUUCCUCCUUGCGACGGAUCUACUGACACCAGAGUCAACCCCAACGACUGCAGUUACUCCUACACCUGUCUCCCUGACAACUCCACUAGAGUUUCACAAUGCGGGCCCAAUGAAUACUUUGACCAAGAUUCAGACUCUUGCGAAAGUGCGUGUUCUUUUGUCACCACAACACUUCCUAAUGCUAAAAAAUGUCAACAUGUAGGAUAUAACCCAGAUCCUACUGACUGCACCAAAUAUUAUGUGUGUUUAACCCAAUAUGCGGAGCCUUAUAAACACGAAACAUGCCCACUUGGAUAUUUUGACCCUAGUGAAAGGAUCUGUGUAACAGGACCCUUACCUGAUGAUUGUACCCCCUUCGAUUAUUCUCAGUGUCCCGGAUAUGACAAACUGAUGUGUUAGACGAACCUUGUGAGCACGACCUGAUAUUCUUAUAAAGCUAUUACGAUGUUCAACGUUGAUGUGAAAAACGGACAUUACUUUUACACACACACAAAAAAAAAAUACGAUAUCAGUGAAGGUUUACAACAAUAAGACCAUUUAUCAUCCAGAAACCUUACCACAGUGUUGUAGUGGCAACUAACCAGUAACAUAAUGGUACUUCGUGGGGUGGAUUGACCAUCAUUAGUUUUUUCUUCAUUUUUGAAAUACUAGACAUACAGUGGAAAUUCAUAUAACCUGUAGUUAGCAGCGGUCACAAUAUACACAACGAAAAACAAAUUUUACUCCAGAAAAAGUGACUGUCCUCCAAUAUUCUUCUCCAGCCAACUAUAGUGAUAACAUAGCAUUUGUUGUGGUGGAGACGGAAAAAAUCUAGAAAAGCUAAAUAAAGUGAUCUAUAAACCUUCAGGCUGUAAAUAAGGGUUGAAGUCUCGACCGUUCAUCAUUGCAGGAGCUGCCAGCAAUCACCGGUUCUCCAACACACAAGUUAUACUUUUGUAUCAAUCUAAUCACAUAUUACUCGAUUAAAUAAUUUCCAGUAGUUCCUUCAUGUGUUAGCCCAAAUCACCGACCAGACAUGUUUUAAAUAAGUGAUACACUGAACAGAUCCGACUGAUUCCGAACCCUUGACCGGUUUCAAACGGAUUCGUUGGACAAUAAAACGGAUUAUAAACAGACGGGGUUUUAGGCGCCCUUAUCAAAAACAAACAAUAUCUAUAAAGCAGUAAUGUAGAGCGGUAAGCUUGUCCUAAUACACAAGUACAGUUAGAAAUAGGAAUACUAAUAGCCAGAUCUUCACUUUAAGGAGGUUAUUAGUAAAAUAUUCAAGAGGUUAUUAGUAGAAUUACAGCCAAUCAACCUCUGAAAUCACAUUAUGAAAUCCUGUGUAGUCUGCAGUGAAUCAAACAAACGGGCUUCCACAUUGAUUAUAUGCCACUUUUGUGGAAAUUGGUGUCAUGCCCCUUGUGCAGAUAUCCAAGAAUUAUCUACAAACGGUAUUAAAUCAGGGAAGUGUUUUUGGGUAUGCCCAAAUGAGAUCAAUCUGUGGACUAAAAUCACAUUGGUAUUAAAAGAGAAUAACAUCAAAGCAGCCUUCAUAGAAAACCUGGAAGCAUUCUAUAACAGAUGGGAAAAUAAAAAGUCUGGGCUGGAUGGUGCUAUCGCCCUUGGUGCGGAUGCUGUCCUGGCCGACAGUAACUGUAAGGCUAGAGGUGCUGCCCUGGUAGACAGUAACUGUAUGAGGGAAUGCAUAUUAAUGGCCUCGAGGGAGACAGGAGAUUUAGUGGGGAAACAAGCGUAGUCAAGGACAAGAUAAAACCAAUAUUAUAAACUAAUAAUACCACAGGAGAUAGCAAAUAAGAGGACUCCACUAGUAAUAGUGAAGAUAUAUUACCAGAAACAACUGGUGAGAGCUCCAUUGGUAGUACUAGUGAGGAUAGGAAUGAGACAGGAAAACAUGCACCAACAGGGAAUACAGUCACAAAAACCCAAGGCAAACGGAAAUCAAGCCUGUGCACAUAUUAUGCCCUUGGUAUAUGCAAGCAUGGGAUAUCUGGAAAAACAGAUGGAACGUGCAACUUUGACCACCCUAGAAAAUGCCGUGCCCAUAUGACAACAGGAAAAUGCAAACUCCCUUCCUGUAAGCUUUUUCACCCUGAAAUGUGUCCCUCUUCAGUACAGGAAAGACAGUGCUAUAACUUAAAUUGCCAGGCACACCAUCUAAAGGGGACAAAAAGAUACAAACCAUCCAGACCAUGGGAAAAUCUGGGUAGCCACAGCCACUCAAGAGGGAGAGGUUUUUAAGUGCCUGGAAGGAAAAAAAAACUGGCAGGAAAUGGCAGAAAUCGUACACCAAAUCCAGUCAUUUCUGGAGUGGAAUCACAGUCGAUGGCCUCCACUCCAAACUAACAGAUACAGAUAUUAGUGCCGGAAAAAAAAGUCCCCCUCCAGUACCACCAAUCCGAUGACAUUCUUCUUUGCAAAUACACAGGGUCUAAAGCCAGCAACGAACAACGAAAUGCCUUUCAUCCCUGAACUGCUUGCAGAGGCAAAUACAAUAUUCGUGGCUUUCACAGAGACCCACAUGAAGGAUCACUUGGACAACGAAAUAUGGAUCCCAGGUUACAACCUAUAUAGAUGCGACAGGCAAAAAGAGGGGGUGGGGGUUGGCCUGUAUAUCGCAGAGUCACUUAUUUGCACAGAACUGCUUAUGCUUCAAAUGAUGUAGUGGAAGUUUUAGCAGUAAAGACCGAGAACCAAAACCUAGUCAUUGUGGUAGUCUACAAGCCUCCGGAUGCAACGUCCCAACAAUUCCAGAAACAGCUGUUGAAAAUUGACCACUGUCUGGAAAAAUCUUCCAGCUCCUGCCCCCAACAUCUUGCUCCUCUGGGAUUUCAACUUAAGGCACCUAAAAUGGAGGAAUAUAGCAAAUAAUGUUGUUGCAGUGACAACACCAGGAGGCAGCUCAGACGACAACUCACACACACACGAGCUUUUAAAUCUCUGCACAAAAUUCAACUUAAACUGGCAAAUAAUAGAGCAUACUAGACUAGAGAAUACACUGGACCUCAUCUUCACUAACAAUGAUGAUCUGAAGCGAAAUGUCACCAUAUCAAAAACAAUAUAUUCGGAUCACAACAUAAUCAAGGUUCAGACAUGUAUGCGCGGAGCCCCAGACCGACAAAAUGAGAUCAGUCACGAGGGAGCCUUCACCAAAUUCAACUUCAGUAACAAGAACAUAAAGUGGGACCAAGUAAACCAAGUCUUAACCGAUAUAAACUGGGAAGAUAGACUAAGCAACACAGACCCCAACUUAUGCCCAGAACAGAUUAACUCUGUGGCACUCGAUGUAUGCUCAAGGCUUAUUCCUUUAAGAAAAAGGAGUAGAUGUAAAAUAGAGACAGGCGCUCUCUUUACAGGCGACGGAAAAAAAUAAUAGCGGCUAAAAGAGGCCAAUAUAUCAGAAAUGCGUAGGGAGACACUGGCCAGAGAAACAGCAAACAUCGAGCUAAAGCUAAAGGAAUUUUAUAAGAGUCACGAAUCGCGGGAAGAACUAAAAGCCAUAAAUGAAAUCGAAAGAAAUCCAAAGUAUUUCUUUUCUUAUGCCAAAUCAAAGUCGAGAACAACAUCCAGUACUGAGCUGCUACUUAAACAUGAUGGAUCCUACACAGAUGACAGCAAGGAAAUGAGUGAGCUAUUCAAGUCCCAGUAUGACUCAGUUUUUAGCAAGCCGCUAACCAGACUGACAGUCGAAGAUCUAAAUGAAUUUAUGAGUGAGCCACAGAAUUUGGUAAACACAAGCCUAUCUGAUGUUAUCCUGACGCCAAAUGACUUCGAACAGGCGAUAAAUGACAUGCCCAUGCACUCUGCCCCAGGGCUAGACUCAUGGAACUCCGUGUUCAUCAAGAACUGCAAACCCCUAUCAUGUUCUUUUAAAAUCCUAUGGAGAGGGAGCAUGGACACUGGGGCCGUCCCACAGUUACUAAAACAACAGACAUAGCCCCACUCCACAAAGAGGGCAGUACAGCAAUAGCAAAGAACUACAAACCGAUAGCACUAACAUCCCAUAUCAUAAAAAUCUUUGAAAGGGUCCUAAGAAGCAAGAUCGCCAACCAUCUAGGUACCCAUCAGUUACACAACCCAGGGCAACAUGGGUUUAGAGCAGGUCGCUCCUGUCCGUCCCAACUACUGGAUCACUACGACAAGGUCCUAGAUGCACUAGAAGACAAAAAGAAUGCAGAUGUAAUAUAUACUGACUUUGCAAAAGCCUUUGACAAGUAUGACCAUGGCGUAAUAGCGCACAAAAUGCGUGCUAAAGGAAUAACAGGAAAAGUUGGUAGAUGGAUCUAUAAUUUCCUCACAAACAGAACACAAAGAGUAGUAGUCAACAGAGUAAAGUCUGAGGCGGCUACGGUGAAAAGCUCUGUUCUGCAAGGCACAGUACUCACUUCCAUCUUGUUUCUCAUCCUCAUAUCUGACAUAGACAAGGAUGUCAGCCACAGCACUGUGUCUUCCUUUGCAGAUGACACUCGAAUCUGCAUGACAGUGUCUUCCAUUGUAGACACUGCAAGGCUACAGGCGGACAUCAACCAAACCUUUCAGUGAGCUGCACAAAACAAUAUGAAGUUCAACGAUGAGAAAUUUCAAUUACUCCGAUAUGGCAAAUAUGAAGAAAUUAAAACUUCAUCAGAGUACAAAACAAAUUCCAGCCACAAAAUAGAGCGAAGAACUAACGUCAAAGACAUGGGAGUGAUCAUGUCAGAGGAUCUUUCCUUCAAGGACCAAACACUGUAUCAAUCGCAUCUGCUAGAAAAAUGAGAGGAUGGAUAAUGAGAACCUUCAAAACCAGGUCGCUUGUUCUAUCUAGGCUGGAAUAUUGCUGCACACUAACAGCACCUUUCAAGGCAGGUGAAAUUGCUGACCUAGAAAAUGUACAGAGAACCUUCACGGCACGCAUAACGGAGAUAAAACACCUCAAUUUCUGGGAGUACUUGAAGUUCCCGAAUAUGUACUCCCUGGAAUGCAGGCGGGAGAGAUACUAGAGGGACUAGUACCGAACUUGCACACGAAAAUCACUCAGUACGAAAGCAAAAGACUCGGCAGACAAUGCAACAUCCCCUCAAUGAAAAGCAGGGGUGUCACUAGCAUGUUAAGAGACAACACAGUAAGUGUCAGGGGCCCAAGACUGUUCAACUGCCUCCCAGCAUACAUAAGGGGGAUUACCAAUAGACCCCUGGCUGUCUUCAAGCAGGCACUGGACAGGCACCUAAAGUCGGUGCCUGACCAGCCAGGCUGUGGCUCGUACGUUGGAUUGCAUGCAGCCAUCAGUAACAGCCUGGUUGAUCAGGCUCUGAUCCACAAUGGUCACAGAGCGGGCCGCGGGGGCGUUGACUCCCGGAGCUCUCUCCAGGUAAACUCCAGGUAAACACACACACACACACGGACAGAGACAGGAUGUUCCUGAGAGGGGACACAGAAAUAAGGGUCACAACUGGAAAGUGAAGACUCAGACGAGUCACAGUGAUGUUAGGAAGUAUUCAGUCAUAGAGUCGUCAGGAAGUGCAAUAGCCUAGCAAGUGAUGUAGUGGAGGCAGGAACCAUACAUAGCUUUAAGACGAGGUAUGACAAAGCUCAGGAAGCAGAGAGAGGACCUAGUAGCAAUCAGUGAAGAGGCGGGGCCAGGAGCCGAGUGUCGACCCCUGCAACCACAAUUAGGUGAAUACACACACACACACACACACACACACACACACACACACACACACACACACAAUUGAAAUGAAGAGUCAGGAACAAAAAGGUUUGGCUAAGAAAGAAAGGUCAACGACAUUUGGAAAAUGACUAAACAUUAGCAGCCAAAUCCGACCCAAAGUUGUUAUAUAGCCACAUCAGGACUAAAGACAACGGUGAAUGAUCAGGUAAUCAUAAUGAAGAAAAACGAGAACUCACAAGUUAUGACCAGUCUAUGAUGAGCUCAACAAGUGAUUUGGGGCAGUGGUAGAGCGCGACACCGAAAGCUGGUCACAAUAUAUACAACUUCGGAAGAGGUGAAGAGGCUAUUGUCUAUGCUGAUACCUCGAGGGCAGUGGGACCAGAUAAUGUUUUUCCGUGCAUACUGAUGGAGCAGAGGUGCUGUAUUUGCCACUAGUAACAAUGUUCUAUAAGUCAAUCGAAACAGGACAAUUAUUGGAGGGAUGGAAGAAAGCAAAUGUAGUUCCAGUUUUUAAGAGAGAUAGACUGGUAGCGUUAAACUACAGACCAUUGUCAUUAGGUUUAUGGAGAAGAUUAUCGGGGGAAGAGUGGUGAAGCACCAGGAGAAGAGUGGGUCCAUGCAUGACAACCAGCGCGGCUUCAGUAAUAGUAAAUCCUGUCUCAAGAGCCUACUAGAGUUCUACGAUAGGAUAACAGAAGGCAGGGGGGAGAGAGAGAAAGAGAAAGAGAGAGUGGGGGGAGAUGGAAAAAUUGCAUUUUCUUGGGCUGUAAGAAGAAUUUUGACACGGUAAUCAACAAGAGACUAGUAUAAAGGCUACAUAAAGCUAUACAUGUAGUAUAUAAUAUUGACAUCUUUUUCUGUUAUGUAGAGCUUGAUCAUACAGAAUGGAUUUAAAUUCAUUGGAGAACAUUCAGAGGAGAAAAAACAUGGAAAGCACUAUAUUGAAACAAGGCAUACCUGACAGGAAGGAGAAAACGAGUGAUUCACUAAGUUCAACUAUAUCCAUAAAUUUCCCCACAGUUUGUUUCUGUACAUCAGAAAAAUGCCUGAUGGUAAUACCUAAUAACUUUCUCGCAGAAACAUCAAUCAGUAGGCUAAAUUUUCUCUAGCUUGUAUUAACGAAGUUCUUCAGUAAAGUGUGGAGCGCUUACAUUGCAAAUUACUGCAAUGCACUAAGAUCUUAGUUUCAGAGCCUUGCAUCCCUUAUUACUAAAGCAUACUUUAUAAACAGCAGGCAAACUAUUUACUAUUCUUAAUGUACAGUGUUCUGCUAUGAGCAGAGCCACACACCACUAUGACUUCCUCGUAUCAUUAUUCAUUCUUUCAAAUGGGAUAUUUUUUUAUUUUGUCUUUCCGAAGAAAAUGGUUGCUCUGCUCUCUUGUUCAAA
Messenger RNA from Cherax quadricarinatus, 7647 nucleotides. NCBI's taxonomy places the organism in Eukaryota, Metazoa, Arthropoda, Malacostraca, Decapoda, Parastacidae. The record is from RefSeq and is a predicted model, not a curated record.